Molecule: messenger RNA, 1818 nt
Organism: Aspergillus wentii DTO 134E9
Lineage: Eukaryota; Fungi; Ascomycota; Eurotiomycetes; Eurotiales; Aspergillaceae
Exons: 3
Coding region: 1-1818 (605 amino acids)
Molecular function (GO): oxidoreductase activity, acting on paired donors, with incorporation or reduction of molecular oxygen; heme binding; iron ion binding
Source: RefSeq, a predicted model, not a curated record
AUGUUACUACACCGAUCUUUCACCUGGUCCACGUUCAUUUUAAUUUCUGCAUCUUGUAUUAUUCAGGGUCGAUCCCUGGAGAUCGAAGCUAUCGAAUCGAUUUCGAUCGUUUGUGCUCGCUGCUUGGGCUGGUGGAUGCGUACUACCGUCAUCCAAGAAGGCCUCCGUCGCCAUACGGGUGGUGCUCUGCGUGCCCAACGCGUGUCUCCUGAGAAAUCAUUACACUACACAGACUCAAACAGGAAGACGACAUGGACAAUUCCAGUUGACACGCCGGUGAGCAUAACGGCGCAGCUGAUUCAUAUGAAUGAGAACAUCUUCCCAAAUCCGAGACAAUUCGUCCCGGAACGAUGGUUGGAGAAUUUCCGACUCGAUUGGUAUUUGGUGGCGUUUUCCAAAGGCAUGAGAAUAAAAUACGACGUGUAUAGCGAAGAUGGAAAACAGCCUGCGCUCAAAUUAUACGACACAGUCAGGGAGAGAGACAUGGAGAUGGUGGCUGAUUUGAUUGUUCCUGCGCCUGAAAAGGGCAGCAAGGGAGUGAGACGGGACUCGAGGUCGUUGAUGUUAUACAGAAUUAACGUGAAGCCAAUUAUGAUGCUUAUCCUACCCCGCCACGUGAGCAGUCAUCUUGAGAUAGAAAUAACCACACAACUCAUCAUGGCAUUCAAAACCACCCUCAUAGUAGCGGCACUAGCCAUCAUCUAUAAAGUAUAUCUCCACGACUUCGCCACCAUUAUCCUCGGCAUCGGCCGAACCGUCCAGCCCAUCCAAGACUUCAACUACGACUGCCACCGUCUCCACCACCCCCUCCUCGAAGGCUGCGAGGAUAUCUGGCUCGACAAGACUGAUCGAAAGCUAUAUGCAUCAUGCACGAAAGUCGAAAGCAAAAGAGAAUGGUGUCCGUCGGUGAAUAAAUAUAAUUUGUCUGCGCCGCGGGGAAGGGACCAUAUUGCUGUUUUGGACAUUGACAACCCCGGAGAUGAUGGGCUGUAUGGAGUGCGGAAGCUGCAGUAUGACGGUGAGCUGGACCUGAAUGGAUUCGAUGCGAGGGAGGUAGGCGAUAAUCGACUUCGGUUCUGGUUGGUUAAUCAUCGCCCUGCUGUUGGGCCGACGGGGGAGUUGUUGGAUGCGAAGAAGGUUGGAGCGAAUUCGACGAUUGAAAUACUCGAAUUGGAGAGAGGAUCGACGCAGUUGAAGCAUAUCAAGACGAUAGCCAGCGAGGCAAUCAUCUCGCCGAACAAUCUCGUCGUGGAUGACGAUGGAGUAGGAGUAUAUGUGACCAACGACCACAACGGCAAAGUCGGAAUGUUUCGCGAACUCGAAAUGAUAUUCGGAAAUGGAAAUGUUGCAUACUGCAAUUCAGAGACUGGGAAGUGCCACAUCGCUGCCGAAAAGGGAUUCAACUGUGCGAAUGGAAUCACCAAACACGAGGGCUUGGUGUAUGUCGCCAACUCAGCCAAGGGAAGAGUGACUGUUUAUCAACCGGAGAAUGGCCAGUUGCAUCAGGUUGAUCAGAUUGAUCUGCGCAUUCCGAUCGACAAUUUCUCCGUCGAUGCAGAUGGUACCAUCUUCGUCGCUGCAUUCCCAGACUCACUCAGUUUGAGGAAGGCGUUCGAAGAACCAUACACAACAAACGUGCCAUCAACCAUCUACAAAAUCACAAAGAGCGGACCAGACUACGAGUUCACCAAAGUCAUCGAAGACGCAGCAGGCCAACACCUCCCUGGCUCUACAACCGCCAUCCACGAUACAGUAUCAGACCGUCUCAUCCUGAGCGGAGUAGCAUCUCCAUUCAUCACUAUUUGUACAAAGAAAUAA